Saccostrea echinata is the source of this 3225-nucleotide messenger RNA. RefSeq lists its product as uncharacterized. The record is from RefSeq and is a predicted model, not a curated record. The transcript is spliced from 10 exons. The coding region runs from base 20 to 2623 and encodes 867 amino acids. Lineage: Eukaryota; Metazoa; Mollusca; Bivalvia; Ostreida; Ostreidae.
CUGCGCUACUUUCAAUGAAAUGGGAAUAAAUAAUUCUAAGCUGAACUGUGCCAGCAGAAAGGCAAGAGAGGAGCCCUAUCGCCAGGUGAAGGUGGAUGAGAAAACAAAAGAUGAAAAUGGUGACCAUUUGAGAACAGCUGACAAGAAAAAUGGAGAAAAUUUUGUUUCUAAGAAAAAUAACUCUGCAUCAAAAAAUCCAAAAGGUGACCACUUGAGAACUGAUAAGAAAAAUGGAGGAGAUAUAGUGCCAAAAGACAAUUCUGCAUCCAAUCCAAAAGGUCAAACUGUUCAGGAGAUUGAAAAUCAAGUUCAAAAUGGACAACUAAAAGAUGAAAGAAACACAAAUACAACAAAUUCCAAAUCUACAGUAGGAAAGUUGGCUGUAAAGGAAAAGGAGCAUAUACAGAAGAAGGAAAGCAAGGAGAUGUACAGUGAUGAUGAGCCUAAACCAUAUGAUUUUGUUAAAGCUAUAAAAACAGAUUAUGUAAGUGGAAAUUUCACACCAUCAAAAGGAGGUUCAACAGAGGUCAAAAAAGAAAGGGACAGAACAGUUGAUAAAGAUGAGACAAAUCCAAAGUCUGUAAAUAACCAAACAGGAUCCAGUGAUGAAACGGAAAUAAAACAGAGUUAUGGCCCUUCUUUAACUGAUGGUGAAGAUCCUGACUCCGGUGACCACUCGUCUUUGGAAAAAGAUUGUCUCCCAUCACUGAACAGUGAAGACAGACGCGAGGGACUGGGGGAAGAGUUUGUAGAUGCAGAUCAUACUGAAUACAAUGAACAGCAGGAGAAAUCUAAGAAAAACACCACCCUGUCAAAAGAUGAUGAAAACACUACAGAAAGUGAUGAUAGUGAUGAUGAUGGUGAUGAAGACAAUGAUGAUGAAGAGGAGGAAGGUGGAGUUCCAGGAAACUACAAUUUUGGAUAUGUAACAAAUAUGAUUAUUGGCAAGGGGAAAAUUAUAGACAGAGAAACAGUUGUUACAUCAAAAACCAGUUCUAGAUCCAAAAACAGUUCCAAAGCUAAACACAGUUCCAAAGGGAAAAACAGUUCUAAAGGCAGGAAAAAGUUUGAAAAAGGCAGUAACAAGUCAAAAGGAAAAACAGUGAAUGCAGAAAAUGUGCGUAAUUUAGGCAUUGGAAAAGUUAAUGUACUGAAGGAGACGACAAUUGUAGAGCAUCCUAAGUCAGUACAUGUACCAACAAAAGCUGAAAAAAUAAUGCAUAAAACAGAACCGCUGUGGCCUGGACUUCCAGUGUCCGACAUGGAUGAACUUCGUAAAGUGACAUUUUCUGUUGGAAUGAUUCAUGGAUUCAAAUUGACUGGAAGUGUGUUUAGAGUUGGGAAGGACAAAAUAUUUACUGCAUGGCAUGUAGUUAGAGGAAUAAUAUGUGUUGAUAAUCAUUCCAGAAGGCUGGAUUAUAAACGUUUGGCAGACCCUGGUGUGUUUGUAGACUUUGGGUAUGAAGAAACAUACCAGGCAGACUGUAUGAACAGAUUUCCAGUAGAACCCAAUGUUCUGUACUACAAUGAGAAACUGGACAUUGCUGUUCUUCAACUGAAGCAAAAUACUUAUGGAAUGCCAUUUCCAAAAGCACUGACAAACUUCGAUAAGUUUACACAGGAAAUGCAUGAAAAUCAUCCAAUAUAUCUGGUUGGGCAUACAAAUGCACUCCGGAAGAGUUUGGACUUGGUUAUGAAAUACUGGCAUCCUUUUGAUCAUCGUAUCAAAGAAUUAAGUGAGUGGUAUGAGAAUGAAUUUGAUUUUAAACAUGGAUACGGUUUUACUGGCAUUAAAGAUAAAACCCGCCUUCUUUUUCAAUGCCAAUUUCGCCAUGGAGCAUCUGGUUGCCCUGGUUUUAUUGUUCGAUCCAAGGGAGAUAUACGGGUGGUAACUGUUCUUCUGAGGGGAUUCCCAGAUUUCUACUAUUUCAGUAAUUUCACAGAGGAAGAAAGGCUAAGAGUUCCUAUAGACAAACUAAUACAGCAAGGUUCUGACAUGGAGGCUAUCUGGAAGGAUGUGGAAAGUAAAAACAAGGAACUCUACAGAGAGAUUUUUCAUUACAAGGACUAUAUUUCUCAUUCAGAGAAAAAUCAACCUGUCGCUACUCCUUCAGAAGAAAAAGUUCUGAACUUUCCCCAGAGUCCUGCAUCCACUGGGAAUGAGAGGAAGUCUGAAAGUUCAGGUGGUGCUGUGACCUGCAUACCCAGAGUAGCUUCAGGGAAAGAUCCUCUGGUGAUGCUUGCAUCAGGUAAAUCUCAGGCCAUAACAGGAAGUGACAAGGUCCCAACAGAAAGCACUUCAGAUACUGGUGAAAAGCAACCUGAGGCUACAAUCCACACUCAAGAAAUCCCUGUACAGCAUGAAAGAGUCCAAACUGAAGAAAAUAAUACCAGCUCCACAGUAGGAUCUCAGCUCUCUGGUGAAAGAAACAACACCUCAGAGCAAACUGUUGAUGAUGCACAAACAGUCAGGAGUUCAGGUGGUGAUGGAAGUCGUUGCUCCACCUCUUCGUUUAACAGACAGAUGUCUGAAAUCACUACCUCUGCUUUUGAAUCAGAAUGUGCAGAGAUCAGACAACAAGCUAACAACAGCAAGUCUGCAAGUGCAAGCAAAGUGUGGUAGUAAUCUACACCAUAAACUGUGAUAAAAGUGAACUAUGCCCUCUCCCCCCUUCCCUCCCAAAAAAUUCUGUGCCAAUUACAUUAACUUGAAAAAUUUCCCAAUGCAAAGAAUUGAAAUUAGAUUCUGCUUAGAUGGAGCAGCAGAAUUAUUUUAAAACAAGUCCAGCAAAGAAAAUUUUAUUUAAACAAACCUUAUAUGUAUAGAUUGAACUGUUAAUUUUGUCAUUUUCAAGUGAUUAGUGUUGCACAUUGAAAGAUGGAUAGGCUACACUAACAUACAUUACAUGGACGUUCUUUUUCUGGGCAAAGCUUUCAUAAUACAUGUGUAUUAAAUUUUGUUUUGUUUAUAUAAUGAUAUUCAUACAUGUAUAUGAAUCUAAUAAGUUGUGAAAACUUUUAGCAAAAAUUCAAGAGGAGCAUUUUAUUUCACAUCUUAUUGUAACCUCACUUAACAAGGGUAUUUUUCUUUCAGAAUAUUUUGGUUGUGAUCCAAGUGUAGUAUUAAGUUGAUUAACAUAAAAGGUUGUAAAUAUUCAUUGUACAUAUGUAUCAACUUUCCAAAGAAGUCUUUCAUAUUUAUGUCAUAUUAAAGAUACUCCAAAA